Vombatus ursinus (common wombat) is the source of this 2901-nucleotide messenger RNA. It is a transcript of the gene CCDC124, whose product is annotated as coiled-coil domain containing 124. Bases 76 to 741 code for a protein of 221 amino acids. NCBI's taxonomy places the organism in Eukaryota, Metazoa, Chordata, Mammalia, Diprotodontia, Vombatidae. Gene Ontology annotation, molecular function: transcription coactivator activity. The record is from RefSeq and is a predicted model, not a curated record. Gene Ontology annotation, cellular component: nucleus. The transcript has 5 exons. Gene Ontology annotation, biological process: transcription by RNA polymerase II.
CCGCGCUCUCUUCGCUGGUGACGGAGUCUGCGCGCGACGCGGUCCUGAGCUCUGGGAAGGAGUCCAUGCUGAGGGAUGCCCAAGAAGUUCCAGGGCGAGAACACCAAGUCGGCCGCUGCCCGAGCAAGAAAGGCCGAGGCCAAAGCAGCAGCUGAUGCCAAGCGGCAGCAGGAACUGGAGGAUGCCUAUUGGAAGGAUGAUGACAAACACGUCAUGAGGAAGGAGCAGAGGAAGGAGGAGAAGGAGAAGCGCCGUUUAGAGCAGCUGGAACGGAGGAAAGAAUUGCAGAGGCUGCUGGAAGAAGAAGACUCCAAGCUAAAGGGGAAGGCGCCCAAGCCCCUGACCCCAGGCAAAGUGACUCGGGCCCAGAUAGAGGAGACGCUUCGCCGAGACCAGCAACAGAAGGAGAAUGAGGAGACAGUGGACAAACCAAAAAGUCACCUUGAAGUACCCUUGGAGGAGAACGUCAACCGGCGCGUCCCCGAGGAGGGGAGCGUGGAAGCCAGAACAAUCGAAGAUGCCAUCGCUGCCCUCAGUGUCAGUGACGACUCUGACCGCCACCCCGAGCGCCGCAUGAAAGCUGCUUUUACUGCCUUUGAGGAGCUGCACCUGCCAAGACUGAAGAAAGAGAACCCCAACAUGCGUCUAUCCCAGCUGAAACAGCUGUUGAAGAAGGAGUGGAUGAGGUCCCCUGACAACCCCAUGAACCAGCGGACCAUGGCCUACAAUGCCCAGAAAUAGAACUUGGGGAAUGGAAACAGGCAGGGGAAGAGAGGGGACCCAUCCUAGCCUGCACCGCGGGGUCUCAGGCCCUCAGAUUCAGGGUUGGGAGGAUGGGGAAGAACAGUUCCAGAUAGAACUAGUGGAAUUCUUUUUUAAACACAUUUCUCUCCCCUGUUCUCAGCACUACUGAUUAAAAGAGGAGUCACCACCGUCCAGGGUUCCUUUCCUGCUGCCGCCCUGGGAAGAAGGCCCUGCCCUUCUCUGACUUCAGGGCAGAGAGGUCCCUAUCCCAAUUUUCCUGACCCAGCGUGGCAGCACUGAUCACUCUCUCUCUCUCUCUCUCCCUCCCUCCCCCCCACUGCCCCCCUCACCUCAUUUUGGGAGUGGGGUGGGAAUAGACCUCUUUAGCUUUCAUCUGCAGGGCCCCACAGCUCAACAUCAAUUUCUCAGGCCUCGCUGACUUUGGCAGAGCAGGGGAAAAAAGGGCUUUCUUCCUCUCUUAAACUGUGAGGUUGUCUGUCCCAGGUGAUCAGGGCCUCUAACAGAACUGAGGUCUAGAUCCUAGUUCUUCCUCUCCCAAUUGAUCUUUGAACUUCAAGCUGAAGAAGUUAAGGGAGACUUAGGCAUAUAUCCCUGGCUUUCUACUCUACUGUGACCCCACAGCUACAUAGGUUAGGCACCUCCUCCACGCUAGUUGGAUGGACCAGUUACCAACACACCCCACGUCCCCCUCCCUCUGGUCAUCUGCUUUCCACAGGGUUUCUGCCAACUUUACUUAUGUCCCCAAUUCCUCCUGAGCAGGUUCAGUAACCGGUGAAGCUGGCCUCCAAGGAGCUAAGUAACUGCCUUCAUUGUGGGGCUUCCUUCUUUCCCACUGGCGGUUGUGGGCAACAAAUCUGAGCUACUCUAGCCAAUAAAAGAUUGGGGGGGGGGGGGUAUUUAAUUUUUUUUUUCAUAACAAAUUAUUUUAACUUUGCUUAAUUCCAACUCCAGGAUCAGUAGCCACAGACUAAAAUCCUGGAGGUAAAAGUGCCCUCUCUCCCCUGCCUCCCACCCCUCAGGGAUGGUCAGAGAUUCCCUGGUCAUGGUAGCACAUAGCUUACUGGCUACCUUCCCCUUCCCCCUCCUCCCUGCCCACUAAAACCUAAGGGGCAUGGUCCAGUGGCCACCACUUGCCAAGGGAUAGCCCCCGCCUAGAGUUGUCCCUACUGGUUUGGGCCUAGCUAGUGCCAGAAACCUCCCUGGCACUAGAGAGAUUCUGCUCUCCAGCUACUGCUCCCUGCUCCCACCAAGGGCUUCCUCUUUUCUCAAGGGCUUGGUGUGUGGAUUUGGGGCUGUAGAAGGCUAUGGCUGCUGCCUCUAAAAAGCGUUUGCACUUUGGGACCCUCAAGUUUUUAAGGGCAUCAGAGUCUGUCACCUUUCUUGCAAGGUCACCUCCAGCACUGGCAGAAGGCCAGGGAAUGGAGCAAGUGGGUGAAGGUGGAGUGACCACUCUGCAUAGCUCUCAGGCUCCAUCUCACCUUUUCUCCCUUUUCCCUCAUCAGAGGGGGGAAAAAAGUUUCUUUUUGGUUUUAACUUGCAGACAAUUGAACACCACUAAAGGACAAGACUGAAGCCUACCCUGCUCAGUGUCAGGAGACUUCUUCCCUUUUGGUUCACCCUAGGAAGGACCUAGGCUGUUUGGAGGGUUAACCCUGGAAGAACCAGGGAAUUUGGAGUAAACCUUAUGCUCCCCAGGCUGAGAGAGGGACCAGAGGGUCCCCAAGGGAAGCUGGAACAGAAGGAGGGGCUAAAAAAAGAAAGUCUUUUGGUGGGUAAACCUGUUCUCCACACCCGGAAUAUUUAUUGUCCCUUCCAUGCUGAAAUCCUAUCUAUUCUGCAAGGUCCAUGCUAGGAAGUUCUCCAAUUACCCCACUCCCCAGGAAGAAGUAAAUUAGAUCCACAGCCUCAUGUCUGGGCCCUUCCUGCCAUCUUUAUCUCAUUCUCUUUUAUUGCAGUUAUUAAAUGUGCCCCCUGUCUUUCCCCAGCUAGCUGGAGAGCUCCCCCAAGGGCUCUCAAUGGAUGGUCAAUCAUCCUUUGUCUUCCCCUCCUGAUGUAGCCCAGAACAGGUCCCUGCACACGAUAGGUGCUCAGUGUGCAGUCCAUUCAUUAAAUAAACAGAACUGGGUCCCAAACCUG